UCCACCGCCCCCACAAGAGCUUUACAGGAUGCCAGGAGGCGACAUGGCCAAACCAUUGCUAAAUCAUCAGAACGAGGACAGUAAUUUAAGCCUGGCCCCAGCUUCUGGGAGCAGGACAAUUGGGAUUUUGGGAAGUGGCGACUUUGCACGCUCCUUGUCCAUGCGCCUGGUGUGCUCAGGUUUCAAAGUGGUGGUCGGAAGCCGGAACCCAAAGCUCAACACCAGCCUCUUUCCUUCUGCAGUUGAAGUAACAUGCCAGGCAGACGCCAUAAAGAAGGCCGAUAUCAUCUUUGUGGCAAUUUUCAGAGAACACUACACCACGCUCUGUGACUACAACAACGAGCUUUCUGGCAAAGUACUGGUGGAUGUUAGCAACAAUGCUGAAAUAAAUCAUCACAAAGAAUCCAAUGCAGAGUAUCUAGCCUCGCUUUUGCCAGCCUGCACUGUGGUCAAAGGAUUUAACGUCAUUUCAGCCUGGACCCUGCAGUCGGGUCCCAGAGAUGGGAACAAACAGGUCUUCAUUUGCUCUGACAACCAAGAAGCCAAACAGGCUGUUGCUGAAAUUGCUCAUGCCCUGGGCUUCAAACCGGUGGACAUGGGUGCCUUGUUCUCAGCUCGGGAAAUAGAGAAUAUCCCCCUGCGUCUCCUCCCUGCCUGGAAGAUCCCUGUCUUCUUGGCCCUGGGCCUCUUCCUCUGCUUCUACACCUACAACUUCAUACGGCAAGUCUUGCAUCCUUACAUUAGAGAGAAGAAGAACAAAUUCUACAAGAUCCCUGUGGAGAUCGUCAACACCACCUUGCCUUGCGUGGCCUACGUCAUGCUGUCCCUGGUCUACCUUCCUGGAGUGCUCGCAGCCAUCUUUCAGCUGUACCACUGCACAAAGUACCGGCGUUUCCCUGACUGGCUCGACCAGUGGCUACAACACCGGAAGCAGAUAGGCCUCCUGAGCUUUUUCUGCGCAGCAUUGCAUGCUGCCUACAGUCUGUGCCUACCCAUGCGCCGGUCUCACCGCUAUCUGUUGCUCAACGAGGCGGUCAAGCAGGUGGAGAAGAGAACAGACGCCUGGGUGGAAGAGGAAGUCUGGAGGAUGGAGAUAUACAUCUCUUUUGGCAUCAUGGCUCUGGGCUUGCUCUCGUUACUUGCCAUAACCUCCCUUCCAUCCAUCUCUAACUCACUCAACUGGAGGGAAUUCAGCUUCGUUCAAACCGCCAACCCAGAAAGGUUGGGGGACUGUGCUGUAGUGUACCAAGAAGUUUUCCUGUAG
Notechis scutatus (mainland tiger snake) is the source of this 1264-nucleotide messenger RNA. The record is from RefSeq and is a predicted model, not a curated record. NCBI's taxonomy places the organism in Eukaryota, Metazoa, Chordata, Lepidosauria, Squamata, Elapidae.